Botrytis cinerea B05.10 is the source of this 2159-nucleotide messenger RNA. RefSeq lists its product as hypothetical. The transcript is spliced from 2 exons. NCBI's taxonomy places the organism in Eukaryota, Fungi, Ascomycota, Leotiomycetes, Helotiales, Sclerotiniaceae. Gene Ontology annotation, molecular function: oxidoreductase activity. The record is from RefSeq and is a predicted model, not a curated record. The coding region runs from base 891 to 1820 and encodes 309 amino acids.
GUGUACACCACCGAGGGUCAGCAUCUACUCUCCUGACGAUGGGAGCUGUCCUGAAUGCCCCGAUCACGGUUCGUCUCUACAAGAUCCAGUGAACUCAGGCCAAAAUGCCCACGUCAAGAAGUUUCCGAGCUUAUUAGCAACCAACGGCCUGCCGUGCUACCUAAGGUUCCAACACCCUCGAGCUCCCCAAGUGCCUGUCUAGUAGGCAAUGAUUGAAUCUGGGGUAAGUUACGAAAGGGCUGAGAUUGCGUACGAGCGAGCAAUCCAAACUUUGAUUGGUCCAAAUUCUAUUUGUCAACAAAACCUCAACUACUCCAACUCCGUACGCUUACCUAACAACCCAACAACUAAGCACUCGGUUCCUGCAAGCCGAAUUGUUACAUCAUUCACCAUGCCACUCACUCCAAUGGAGAUGUGGAGAUAUCACGGCAUUCCGAAAUCACUUCGCCACAUGGCGUGCUACUCACGGCGUCCUAUUGUUUGAGUGGCCAUCUAGCCCUCGGCUUUUGGGAAGGGAGUGGUACACUUUUCAACGGUGAUAAGACAUCGUCUAGUAAUCGUACCCCUCGAUUUCUAAGAUCCCAAUGACGUGCUGGCAUGGCUCUGUUUUCGUUGCUUACAAUAUCACAAUUUGUGCUUACAUACUCUUUGUACUCAAUACACACGCAUAUAUAUAAACAUCUAUCUCCAUUGCUGACAAUUUACCUUCCUUACUUAUAUCAAUAUAGCACAGCUAUUCAUACGCAUUUAUAUAUUUAUAUACAUAUACACUCUCACAUCAAUUCAUUAGAUUGUGAUUCCUCAACAGUCAGAUUACACUUGACCACAUUUUUAAAAGUACCUACGCAUCGACAACUCAACAUCGACAAUUCAGCAUCAACGUCAACAUCAUGACAACCGCUGCACCCAUCCACAAUACACCCGCCCACAACCUUUCUCAAUCUUCACGAAUUGAAGCUGCCGGUCAAAUCAGUAUUAAAGACAGUAGUUUUGUUCCUCGCGGUGAUACAAUUGUCACCCUCAAUUAUUUCAGACCACCAGAAGACGGCUCCGUGCCUUUCAAUUACGUCGAAGAACCACCCCACGGACAACCUCAACGCAACUUUGGAGAUUUUGACAUCCAAGUUCCGAUCAGCGAUAUCCGCGGUAAAGAAUCGCAAUACAAUCUGAAUAAAGAUGCAUUCGAAGUAAUCCUCGGAGUUCCGGAGUCUGCAGAAAGGGAAUUCAGUGACGACGAUUCAAUUAAGAGGAACUAUUAUCCCGAAGUCGAGAAAUUAGUCUUGGAUAAUGUACCCGGCUCGAAUAAGGUGUUUAUUUUUGACCAUACGGUUCGUCGCUCAGAUCCGAAUGCUCAUCGGGGUCCGGUCGCAAGAGUUCAUAUCGAUCAGACUUUGAAAUCAGCCAAACAACGUGUACAUCGUCAUUUGCCAGAAGAAGCAGAGAAACUUCUUCAAGGUCGAUUCAGAAUUAUAAACGUAUGGCGUCCAAUCAAUGGAGUUGUUCAGGGAAAUCCAUUAGCCUUCGCUAGCUCUGCAACUACUCGCGACGAAGAUGUUAUCCCAAUAGAACAUCGAUAUCCAGAUACAACUGGUGAAACAGCUGGUAUCAGAUACAACGAGGGACAAAAAUGGCAUUAUUUGUCUGGAAUGAAGAAUGACGAGAGAUUGUUCCUAGAGUGUUUCGACAGUGAGUCACUGAAGCCUGGUACUAAGGUUCAGGGCGGUAGAGUACCACACACUGCAUUUGUAGAUGCUAGAACACCUGAAGGUGCAAAAGGUAGAGAGAGUAUUGAGGUUAGAUGUUUGGUUUUCGGUCCUUGAGGUUCAAAUUUUGUUGUAUGGGCGAUAGAGGAUAUUUACAUGGAGUUUUGACUUAGCAUUGGGGGUUUAUUGUAUAUGAUCUGAAUUUACGAAUUAUUCACAAAUCGUUUUAUCUUUGUUCGAGUGAAGCAUUGUUGGUCGCAUGCGAAUAUGCAUAAAAUUUCAGGAUUUACUUCUCUUUCUUUUCUAAUACAAUUAGCAUUGUUCAAGUUGGUUGUAUGGAAAUAUCAUUCCAUGCAUGCCCCUCACCACAAAGAGGAAUAACAAAAGAAUUGCAAUAUUCCUUGCUUACUCUACGUACAUAGGUAGGUAUGAACAAUCUUCUUGACUAAGACAACA